GGCAAGCCGUUCUCGUCAAAACUAUGUUUAAACCAUUUUUCGAAAAAUUUACACACUGAGAAUUUAAAAAAAACACACUGAGAUUAAAAAACUUAAAAACACACACUGAGAAUUAAAAAUUACACACUGAGAUUUCAUAAAGACGCACUGAGAUUACAAAAAAUGAAAAACACACACUGAGAAUUAAAAAUUACACACUGAGAAUUGAAAAUUACACACUGAGAUUUCAAAAAGACACACUGAGAUGAAAUAAACUGAAAAACACACACUGAGAAUUGAAAAUUACACAAUGAGAUUUGUGCGCACAUUUUAUGCGCACAGAUCUAAUUAGCAUAGUUAUUCUGAUUCUAUUACAAGCUUAAACAACUAGGGGACAGAACUCGCUUUUCAUCUGUAGCCUGGGUUCCUGACUCAAAUUGACAUUGCGAUGUGAAGCUCAGAAUAGGCCGGGAUCCCAGACUAUUUUUAUUUGGCGCCAUGGAAUCCGCAAGGAAACUUGUCACAGAACUCGUGGAUAACGAAGCGAUGAUGACCCGGCUUGCCAAUCAGUUACAAAACAGAUCUAACCGUACGAGUCCUGUCACUAGUCUGGCCAAUUUUGCAUUCCACAGUGGGAGUUGGAAGGCAAAGGGAGGGAAAUCCCCUAGAAGCAAAUCCUUCAAGAUGAGUAAGAAGUCAAAAGGUGUGUUCAUGAAGGAGGUGGUUCUUCUGGCAGGGCCUAAUUCAAGCCUACCAAAACAAAGCAGAAAAGAAAAACUCCACCAAAAUGGCCAUGUUAUGGCAGCUAUGAUAUUUGAAAAAGACUGGGAAGAGGAGGAAGUGAUGGCAUCAUUCUACUCAGCCUUCAGUUUCCUUCCACAAACAGUAAAACUUGAAAUCAUGUUACCUUGCGGUAAUUCCUUGGUUAAGCCCCAUAUUAGUGGAGGGAAUAUGGAUGGCCAGAUUAUACACCAGAUUUUCUGUAGGAAGACUAUUUAUUUACAACCGUCGAAGCAACUUCUUGAGGAAGAUGAUACAUGUACUGUAGAAAAAGAGACAUUGGAUCUUCCAGAUUUGCAUCCACCAAAAAAACGUCAAGAUACAUGUUCAAAGGAACAAAAGACAAUGGAUCUUCCAGAUUUGCAUCCUCCAAAAAAACGUCAAGAUACAUGUUCAAAGGAACAAAAGACAAUGGAUCUUCCAGAUUUGCAUCCUCCAAAAAAACAUCUCAAGCCAAACUAUGAAGGAACUGAGAGCAUGUCAUUUAAGGAUAGCAGACCUAAUAUAAGUGACAGAACAGAUGCAUGUAAUAUUACACAACUUGAUGAUCUUUACAUGAAAAUGGUAGGAGCAAUGGAUGAGGAUGAGGCUCUUGAAACAGCUAUUCAAGAAAGUGUUGAUGAAUAUACUAUAACCUCAAAAUCUGAAGAGCGUGAGUCAGCAUAUGGAAGGUAUGAACAAGUACAGGGUAGAACACCAGAAGAGGUCAGGGGUAUUGUAUCAGCAUGGGCAGAUAGCAAAAUAUCUGGGGUGGAUAGAAGGCUCAUUGUAUCCAGAAAUACAGUUUUCAAAUCUUCUCUGAUGUAUUUCAAGAGGGAUGCAUUUGUCAAGAAAGCUAGCCUUUUAAAGGUCAGUUUUACAUCAGAUGAAGGUAGUGUGGAGGAUGCAGCUGAUGCAGGGGGACCCAGGCGUGAAUAUUUCCGACUUCUCUGGCAGUCUGUCAUUGAGUCCAGUGGUCUUGUUACAGGUUGCCGUAAUAGAGGAUAUACUUUGCGCCCUAAUUAUGGUGCCCAGGCAAGAGGGGAAUAUAUAGCUUUGGGUAUUAUGAUGGCCACAGGGAUUAUACAGGGUUCGGAAGCACCUGCACUAUUUGUUCCCUCAAUGGUGGAUGCAAUUGUGGGAACUUCAACAGUCAUAAGUCAGGUUGAUGAUGUGGUAGAAGAAUACUAUCACCAACAGCUAAACGAGGUUGAAAAUGCAACUUGCGACAAUGAAGUUAGAGAAGCAGUUGACAAAAAUAGAUGGUGGGAAGAGAUAGAUGGAAUAAUGUCGAGGGUAACAAUGGAUAAUAAGGAGGAAUUUAUUGGAGUUGCAGCCUCUUAUCUGACCACACUCAGAUGCAGCUCAAUGAUCACUGAUUUGAAGAAGGGGCUGGAAACAUAUGAUGUACUAAAACUAGUCAUCAAGGAGAAUCUAAGAGAUCUGUUCGAGUACAAAAAGGUCAGAAUCAAUUCGUCUGACCUUUUGGCAUUACUGAAGCCAAGGUUCUCCCAUGAUCCAAGGAAGAAAGAGCACGAAGAAUUGGUGCUAGUCAAUUUUCAUCAUUUUGUUGAAUCAAUUCAAGACAAUGAACUGGAGACAGUCCUUAAAGAAGGAGAUGUUAUUCUUACAACGACAAUGAAUGAGUUCAUCAGAGAAUUAGAGCCAAAACAUAUCCUUGUUUUUGCAACAGGAUCAAGCAGAAUACCCACAACUGGGUUCCAUCCAAAACCUGCGGUGACAUUUCACCAUGACAAUACACAAUACUUUCCAUGUGCAGUGACUUGUUCAAAUGAGUUGCAGUUGUUUGUAAAUGCUGCAAAUACCAAUCUGUAUGUAUUUGCAAGUAACUUUUUGGUUGGGUUGAUGAAUGGAGGUACUUUCAGUAAAUGUUAAUGUAUAAACAGUGAUUGUUGCUCAGACCAUUGUAGAUUACUGUACAUUAAAUGUUAAGCUAAUAUAAACAAAACAAAUAUUAGCAUAAUGCUAUUUCUUGGCCACACAUUAGCUUUAACUUAAAAUAAAAUAAAAUGAAAAUAAUCCUAUUCAUUUUUUCAUCAUUAGCCACAAGUCAGAUAUGAAUCAAUCCAAAUGUUGUAGAAUUUUAAAAUUAUCAAUUACAGAAAUGAAUGGGAACUGUUGACUAAAAAAGUUAAUCUGUUCACUCACAUUUUUGAAGAAAAACUUUCAAAAAUUAAUGAUACACUUGUAGAGAUUUAUUUUUUUCAUUUAAUGAACUUAGAUGACUUAGUGGCAAAACAAUUGCAAUAUAGCCAAAGUUGCUUCUUAUAAUUUUAUCUGAUGAUGAAAAGAAUUUGUACUUUUUUUGGUCAAUUUUGGAUGCAAGUAAUGCCCUGACCACAUUGAAGUUCUUUGUAUAUCAUUUUUAUUUAAAAGUAGAUAUUUAUCAUACAAAUCAUUUAUAUGAGUAGUAAUGGCCAAAUUUGAUAUGACGGUUGUUUUGUUGUUUUUUGCAAUAUUUUAUAUUUUGUUUUUGAUGCAUCACUUAUUUACAUCAUAAGCAUUGAUGUUUAUGGGAAGCCAUUCUUGUCAAAACUAUGUUUACGCCAUUUUUCCAAAAAUUUACACAAUGAGAAUUGAAAAUUGAAAAUUAUACACUGAGAUUAAAUAAACUGAAAAACACACACUGAGAAUUGAAAAUUACACACUAAGAUUUAUAUGCACACUACUAAUGAAUAUAAUAAGGAUGAAGUUUUCAUUUUCCAUUUGCGAUAUAAAUUUGUGAUUCCCAAACCAUCUUUUAGCUACGUAUUCUAGAAAUUUGUAUUCACCGCCAUCUUGGUCAGUAUCAAUGUUGUAUUCCAUCUCUUGCAACCACUCUGGCAUAUCCACUGUUGACAGCUUUACAUUCCAGUAUCUCUUCAAAACAGACCUUGCCUUAUCAUAGAAACUUUUUGGCUUCAUAAUGAUUUUCUCCUUGUCAUUGAUUACAUACUCUAUAAGUACAUUUGUCCCAGGAAGGACAAUGCCAUGUUCUCCACAUGUCACAAAAUCCACAUUUUUAUUUUUUUUUAAAUCUCAGUGACUAAAUUCUUUGAAUAAUGGCUUAAACAUAGUUUCAACAUAGUUUUGACGAGAAUGGCUUGGCAUAGAGGUUUAAGUAGUUCAUUCUAGUCAUGUUUGAUGUUAGUAGAAUUAAGUUUACAAGCAUUUUUUUCAAUAUAAAUACUCAAUUUGUUUUACGUGUGUACAUAUAUUUCUUAUCGUUGUGCACCUUACAUGUUUUUCUAUUGCCUUUACUGUGCGUGGUGAUAUAUUAUUUUUAUAAGACAGCAACAAAAUGUGUGGUUUUAUUAUUGUAUAGGUGUGUUCGUCGUACUAGACAAAUGUUCCUGAAAUUUUUAACAUAAUGGUCCUUGCCACUAAAUGAAGCAUGACAUUUGAAACUGAGAUUGUAACCCCACUUGUUUCAAAAGAAGAGGGCCAAAGGGGCCAAUAAGGGGGUGUUCUUAUUUCAAUGUGGAUCAUUUAUUUUGAUACUGAUUUUGAUGAUAUUUUUGGUCAGGUUGGACAAAGUUCAAAACCUGUUUAUCGAUGGGCGGGGAAAAGUAGGUACAUAAAUUGUGUAAUCAAUUCUCCUACAGUUUUCAUCCCAGACCCCUGAAACUUCACAGGAAGAUUGUCAGAUGUUAGCUCAAGUUUUUCUUCUUUUAUAGAUUCAUAAUGAAAUAGACUGCCUGUGAUUUUCCAAACAAAUUUGAUUGACCUAUAAAGGGGGCUAAAAGGACUGAUGUCCAAACUAUUUACAACGUCCUACAUGUAUUUGAAACUACAUGUGUUCUAUCAUUUACAUCAAGACUUGCUGUGUUUUUAUUAAGCUGCCGCUACAUAUAGCCCUACAUAUGCCUUUCCUGUGCAAUUCCUAUUUGUUAAGGUCAAUUAACUUAUAUAGUUUUAGUGCUAUACUAUUUUAGUGACGAAUGACAAAUUCCAGAUCUUGUUUGAUAUUAAGUCUUCAUGUUGACUUUAAAAACAUAAAGACUUUUUUUUAUGAAGUAUUUGUUUAUAUAUAAUAUAUAUAUAUUUGUUUUGUCAAAUAUUAUUUUUACAACUUUAUGUUCAAGUAUUCUAGUCUUGUUUAAUCUUAUAUUUGUUUUGUCAAAUAUUAUUUUUACAACUUUAUGUUCAAGUAUUCUAGUCUUGUUUAAUCUUAUAUUUGUUUUGUCAAAUAUUAUUUUUACAACUUUAUGGUCAAGUA
Messenger RNA from Mytilus trossulus (common blue mussel), 4957 nucleotides. RefSeq lists its product as uncharacterized. Lineage: Eukaryota; Metazoa; Mollusca; Bivalvia; Mytilida; Mytilidae. The record is from RefSeq and is a predicted model, not a curated record. Bases 478 to 2634 code for a protein of 718 amino acids. The transcript has 12 exons. Gene Ontology annotation, molecular function: ubiquitin-protein transferase activity.